GAAUAUUUAGUUUUCCAGGUACGUACAAUUCUCUUUUUACAUGAUAGUGAAAUACAGACAUUCGUUCGUAACUUUAUCAAGCAUUGCAUAGAAAUUUUUUGCAUGAUUUAUUGGAAUCUUUCAACAAAUUAUUCAUUUAGCCACAGUGUGCACUUUCAUACGAUAUCCUUCGAUACCUACGUACUACUUGAAAAGAGAAUCGAGUGCACAACAGUAAAUAAGUAUUAGUUUAUCGUUGACUUGCCUAUGGUACUCCAAUAGUCGCCGAACAUCCUUGCGAACAUCGUAGUAGUCCUCGAUAACCACUGGAAACCCUCGCCAAAUUGUUUCACCGAACGAAUUCUGCCUUUCGAUAUUGUCCAUUGCGGUUGCAGCUCACUUUGAAUGGACGAACGCGGUUAUACAGGGUGUCCCAAAAAUGUUGUAACACCUUGAAAGGGAUGGUUCAGGAGGUGAUUUCAAACAACUUUUUCCUUAGCGAAAAUGUUGUCAGAGGUUUGUUGAAGAAAUAUUAACGGAAAACACUGACCAAUCAGAGCGCGAGGAUGCCGGUUGAGCGUAGACUACGCGAUAGGCGGCCGCGCUCAUUGGCUACCGCGAGCGCUCCAUCGGCAUCGUCGCGCUCUGAAUGGUCAGUGUUUUCCGUUAAUAUCUCUUCAACGAAACCUCUGACAACAUUUUCGCUAAGGAAAAAGUUGUUUCAAAUCACCUCCUGAACCAUCCCUUUCAAGGUGUUACAACAUUUUUGGGACAUCCUGUAUUUUACGACUUCUAUGUUUUCCAGCACGGGAAAAGCGCGGGAGAAGUACGAUGCACGAACUGGAUUCAAAACUCUCGCGCAGCAUCGAAAGAUUUGCUCGAAGUGGUUGUCGGCAUGGCCGCCAGUCGUCGCGCGCAACAGUUUCAAGAUGGCGGCGGUCGAGCGACGAGAGCGGCCGAUCGUCGCGCCCUCAGUGUCUCGCGGUUCAUCGAUCAGUGUGGUGUGUUUCGCGUUGUUGCUCCGGUGGAUUUUUUUGGUGGUUUGUUCCUGCCUCUGGGACGUACGCGUUCUUUUUCGUUUGGGUUUCCUGGAGUCGACGCGGUGAUCGAAGCAGUGGGCUCUUGAACGGGCCCAACGGAAACCGGAGAAAAGAUGCAACCGAGGAUAUAUUGGAUUCUGAUCAGCACGGCCGUCAUUCUCGCGGGAUGCAACGCCGCUACCGAGGAUCUACACGAGAAGGAGAGGACGGUGGGGGGAAGUUCGACGUUCAAUCCCAUAUCGGACGACCUCUACCUAGACGACCAGGGCCCUUUGGAGGGUUCUGGUCGAGGUGGCAACGAAGGUCGCGACGACCUUGAAGCAUCCGGUAGCGGCCUUGGCCCUGACGACGAAGACGGCGACGACGAUCACGAUUUCAGCAACAAUAAUAGGAUAGACCCAGUGCCAAACAGGCCAACGGAACCUGGAGCACCAUACUCUGUCGAUGAACCGAUUGUAAAAACUAAAGAACAGACGAUCGUCGAGACUGUAAACCGACCCGACAACGAGGUCGAUGUAAUCGAGCCCUCAGGUGUCGAGGACGACCACUCGGACAACACCGACGAUAUCCACGAGGUUUACAUCAUGAAUCCGAAACACGAGGACCGCGCCAGCUCCUUCUUUGCUCAGCCAGGUGUGCUGGCAGCGGUGAUUGGCGGCGCAGUGGUUGGAUUGCUCUGUGCGAUCCUUGUGGUGAUGUUCAUCGUGUACAGAAUGCGCAAGAAGGACGAGGGAUCGUACGCCCUCGACGAGCCGAGAAGAUCGCCCGCGGCGCAGGCGUUCCCCAAGCCAGGCGCGCCGCAUCACAAUCGAGAAUUCUACGCUUGAGGCGACAAAGCCUAAACUGGCUUUGACACCGCCGAGUUCUGCCCCACGAUGCCACGCCGAGAAAGACGAUGUCCUUCAACCGAAUUAAACGCCGUCGCCGACGACGCAACCGCGGAAUCUCCCACGAGGAUCCCAGCGAAACACCUUCGUCGACCGACCACAGGGAGAUUCCCAUCGAGGGGAAAACGUCACCGCAACCUUCUGUCAUCCUUCGAUCACGCAUUCCCCCUUCUCUAUUCCACCUUAUUGUUUCUCUUUUCCUCUUGCGCAGUACUUCAGAACACCCAACACCAUUCAGUAAUUCAGACACAGUUUUCUUUUAGACAAACACCUCAACAAGCGUUUGUUUAGGCAAUCGAUCACUUUUCGCUGGUGGAUCCUCGGCUUGACUCUACUUUGCAAAUAGGACUUAACAAUGUUAACCCCUUCAGACCUCGUUGCACGUAACAAUGUACAUAAAAUUCAUCGAGUUCGACGAGCGUGAUUCAUUUUGGGUGAUGAUUGUGGAAUACUUCGAUAUGUUUGAAAGGGAAGAUACGGUACUAUACCAUCUAUUUAAUGUAUUACGUUUUUUGUGUUGUUUGGGGUUUCGUGUCAGCAAGUUGCAGUAUGACAAUAUUUUUCGUAGCUUUAAAAUAAAUUGGGUCUGAAGGGGUUAGGCGUCAGGAGUAUUCACCUCCGUUGAGUCGAGCAUCGAUUUUCUUCAAACGCUGGUUUUUUCUGCGUGUGAUCAGCCUUCCAAGUACGACUGUCGUUUGGUGAUCGAAGGAGAGAGGAUGGGUGAUUAACUCCCCCAUCGAGUCCUCGUCGGCAAGGUCGCGCCAAUUCCAGAUGCAUUUACAGCGUAUUCAGAGCGUAUAUGUAUUUAGGCGUAUAUAUACGCCCCAACCCCCUUAUCCCCCUGUACAGGACUGAGAGCGCGAAAAUUCGUGGGCGAUAAACGCUGCUGGUAUAUCGUUAAUCAUUCUGCCUCUGGUGGAAGGAGGGAAGGAAGAAGGAUCGUUGCGCCACCCGUGAUUUCUCUUCGACGCCAAUCCCGUGAACCGCGAACCUCGUUUAUCAACGUUUCCUCUCGCCUAUCCCCCCCCCCCCCCCCGCCCCCGAUCCCUUUUCCUUUUAUUUUUCGUUUCUCCGUUUAACGAGCAUCCAACAACUAACCUAACCCAGACCUGAUUCGCGGGGGCGUCUUUUUAUUUUAACACUUUGACCAAGGCCCUCGACCCGCCGCCGCGUAUUCUCUUUCUCGAGGCCCGGUUCCACGGAGCCCAAAUACAUUUCGUGAAUUCACGAGGCUCGUUGGCGAAACGAAAACGGAAUUCAACGAAAUUCCAAUUUCAAUCUAUCUUCGACAGCUUCUUAUUUUCCAAGGGGUUGGCGAUUCUUCUGGGGAACUAUGUUUCCUAACAUUUCUUUUCGUCUUUUGGACAGUUUCGUAGCGUAUACUCGUGAUCGAUGGUUUGUUGGUAGUUAUAAAAGUAAAUGUAACGUUUCAAGAAGUUUAGAAGUUAGAAGUUAAUAAAGUUUCUCUUGCAAGAAACAUCGCCCGACUGUAGCGCGCCGAAUUUCAUGUAACUUUGCGUAGAGAAUAUUGGUAUUCGAGGAGUGAAAACUACCCCCCAAAAAUCGCGAAUUUUUCGGUGAUAAUUUUCACUAAUUGUCGAAUUGUUUUCAGUGCUCUGUGCGCAACGAUUUAUUUAAUGAACGUGUUACAGUUGGGCGAUGUUCUCUUGUUAAUCGACGACUACGUGCAGUACAUAGGUAAAAUUGUAACUUAAGGUAUUCUUAAUUUUUUAAAGGUCAUUGUUAUUUCUAAGAUACGGUAUAGAAAUAUUGAAUUAUUUAUGGAUUUAUGGAUAGAAUGAAUCUCGCGCGAUAAAUGAUCCCAACGUUUUGGUAAAAGUGAACGAUGUCGAAACACGUUUUUAAUACCAAUAUUCGGCAGAAAGUGUGAACAGUCAAGAAUACAUAUGAAAUUAAGUUGUUGGCAUAAACAAUCAUAAUGUUCCCUCGGUGCAACACCUGAUCAUUAUUUAUAAAUUUCUUUCCGUUGUUACUGUGUCGUUUAAUCGGUUUUUAAUAGGGAACUUAAAAAUCCUAGAAUGGUAUUUCGAAGGUUAGAUAUCUACAAGGGUUAAACCGAAGCCUCGAAACGGGUGUCUUAAAAGAAAGCGGUUGUAUCGAUGCCAUGCACUUAGUGGAUAAAAAUUCAUCGUGCCAUUUUAAGCACUAUAAGUGACAACGUUUUGCGCGACAACCGAUUCCUCUCGCCACGGUCAAAGGAAUAAAAAUGGCCGCCCACCACGACACCUGAAAGAGACAAACGAAGCACAACGCGUCUCCGAUAUCGUUCCCUUCUUCCACCCCUCAAAACUAAAGAACAUCUUGUAUCUUAACACUUUGCCAACCACGCAUUACUCGCGAAUCGCACCUAAUACCUUUGCCGAAUUGAAACUUUUACAACUUCUACAAUAUAGAGAUUGGUAACAUGAAAAUUCAAGGAAGUACGAUUAACUCCUAAGUGAUUGAAAAGAUAUUCAGUAGUAUCUAAGCGGUUUUAAUUUAUCAAUGUUACUGAAACUUAUUUAUUUCUUAAUGAAAUGAUGUAUACACAUUUACGAUAAUUGAUCGGGUCUCGAUAGAUACUAAAAGUCUAACGGCUUUUAAUAUCAAUCUUUGAUUUUAGGUUGGCGUAAACCAACUCCCAAAUCGGUUGGCAACGUGUUAAAGAGAAAGGCUUCUUCUUCUGCUGGUCAAUAGAGAUUCUAUUUGCCAUGGAAACAAAAGACGUUUAAAUUUCCCGCGUGCACGCGGGAUCGUUUCUCGUUCUGACCCGCGAAAGGAACACGUACGCGUGCACGAUACGUGUUUGCUUUUCGUUGACAGCACGCGAAUGCCAUAUUGAAAAAAGCGAGACUAAGAAACGAAGAGAUAUGAAAAGAUUUAAACAAACAAACAAAAAAUGGACACAUACACGUGUAUAUCUAUUUGUUUCAAGAUUUUUCGUCCGCGAUAUUUAUCCCACGAUCGAUCAGUAUCGCGAGGUUGUAAUAAUUUAUUGACUUUUUCACGUAGGACCAAGCGAUUCCCCCCUUCUCUCCGCCCCUUUUUCCCCGGGUCCUUUCUUUUGCUUUCCCCUUCAUUCUUCCAACGACCCUAACGCAGUGGCGUAACCAGGAAUUUUAAGAUCUAUGAUAGAAAAUAACAGUGAAAUUGAAUAAAAUUUUUGUGAUAACUGGACUUCUGUUCGGUAUUUAAUAUGAAGCUUGUACCGAUAAGAUGCGUAUAGUUAAAAGUGUAAUCAGAAAUCGACUGCUAUCUUUUUCUUUUUGUGCAAGUUGAGGGUCUAAAAAAUUAGUUACGCCAUUGUUUUAAGGAUCGUUACUAUGUUCCUGAUUUUUCAAGAUUUUAACAGCGUCUCGGUCACCUCUUCCCAGGUAGAACGCAAAGUAACUGUUUAUUCGUAAAAACUUUUAUAGAGAGACUUUUUAUCUGCGAAUGAAUCCUCGACUCGGAGAAAUACCUUAAACGGUGUAACCGAUCGAGAGAUAGGAAUUGUUACUUUUUUUUUUUUUAAUAUAUUGCGAAUUUAGUCAUUAAUCGAUAUCGUAACAUUAUCGUUAUUCGAAAGUAGCGUACAACGUAGAUUCGAUUGUUAGCCGCGCCAUCCACAAAUCAUUGUUUCGUCACAUUCUCUCCACUUUCGAACGAUGGAAACUCGUAGAAUUUAGCACUAUCUUUUAAUACUUCUUAGAAACGCGAUAUCAAUUGACGUGAAACCUAUCGACGUUUACAUGACAAGAGUAAAAUAAUGGGUGAGGCACCGGAGGAUUUCUAAACGUCGUAAAAUCCUUGUAUAUAUGAUGUUAUGCAGCUAUAAUGUCUUAUAUAUAACGUUAUGUCAUUAUUAAUGUCCUGUGCAAUAAUAAUAUGAAUUUUACGUA
Molecule: messenger RNA, 5787 nt
Organism: Hylaeus anthracinus
Lineage: Eukaryota; Metazoa; Arthropoda; Insecta; Hymenoptera; Colletidae
Gene: Sdc
Product: syndecan
Exons: 5
Coding region: 1133-1846 (237 amino acids)
Biological process (GO): cell migration
Cellular component (GO): membrane; cell surface
Source: RefSeq, a predicted model, not a curated record